This is a messenger RNA of Knipowitschia caucasica, 768 nucleotides long. Lineage: Eukaryota; Metazoa; Chordata; Actinopteri; Gobiiformes; Gobiidae. The record is from the annotation of a GenBank genome assembly.
AUGACGCCAUGCGCUGCCUUUGUCCCUGUGUGGCGGUCCCUGUGUGCCAGCGCUGCACUUCUGCUGUGUGCUCAGGAAGAGUCUGUCACCUCCACCAGGGUUUACCUAAACACAGCAUCAGCAAAUGUCAAAGAGCUGGACUUAGGAACGACCGAUCCCGGAUUGGGAGAGACAACAGCAGAGAGCGGAGAGACUCAGUCCUGUCCCGGAGGCUCGCGCGGAGAUGGGGCAAACCCGUGGCUGAUCGCACCGGACCGUACCGGACCGUGGAGCGCGCUUCGAGGGGAGAGACACCGACUUUGGGGACACUUCCAGCGGAUUUACAACAUGCCAUUUGCCAAACGGCUCGUGGAACCACAGUUAGUUUGCAGGCACUACAUCCCGAACGAUGAGCACUUACUAUACGAAGACCUGGUCACCAUCAGUAAUGUGGCUCUGUCUCGGACGCUGCGUCAGCUGUCGGACCUGGCCAAACACGCGUGCUCCAUAUUUCAGGAGCUGGAGAGUGACCUCACGGGCACGAGCACGCGCGUGAGGAGGCUCCACGGCAGAAUCAGCCGCCUCCAGCAGACAUGUGGCGAGCUGGACUCCAAACAGGAGGCAGUGCAAUCCCAUGUAUUUUCCCACUUCUCCUACUUUUCCUCUGAUCUCUCCUGGUUCCGUGGGGCGUCGCUGGUGUGGCCCAUGGAGGAAUGUGGUGCAGACCAUGUGCUCUCCAAAUAUUACCACAUAAGCGACUGCCCUCCCCCUCUGCUCAAACGUGUGUAA